Molecule: messenger RNA, 2115 nt
Organism: Cryptomeria japonica (Japanese cedar)
Lineage: Eukaryota; Viridiplantae; Streptophyta; Pinopsida; Cupressales; Cupressaceae
Product: calnexin homolog
Exons: 7
Coding region: 174-1826 (550 amino acids)
Biological process (GO): protein folding
Cellular component (GO): endoplasmic reticulum; endoplasmic reticulum membrane
Molecular function (GO): calcium ion binding
Source: RefSeq, a predicted model, not a curated record
CGUGUAGUGGCCGGGUCAUGUAAGCCCAAGACUCCAUCAUCGUAUUUGCCCAUAUUAAUAAUUUUGGAAACCCUCGAAUGCCCAAAGUCUCUCUAUUAAAGAUCUCUGGAAACCGUUUUAGAGGAGCGAUCGGCUGUUUUCUUCUGAUAUUCGAGGUGCUUUAACUGGUCGCGAUGGAUCGGUGGCGGUUUCCUUUGUUUUUGGCUCUGCUCUGUGCAAUUGCACCGCUGAAUGUCUUGGUUUCAGCUUCCGAACCGCUGUUUUAUGAAUCUUUUGAUGAGCACUACGAGGGCAAGUGGAUCGUGUCAGAGAAGGAUGAUUAUAAAGGUGUGUGGAAACAUGAGAAGAGUAAAGGUCACGAGGACUAUGGUCUUCUUGUAAGUGAAGUUGCAAGGAAGUACGCCAUAGUUAAAGAAAUACCACAGACUGUUGAUCCUAAAGAUGGGUCACUAGUCUUACAGUAUGAAGUGCGCUUACAGAAUGGUCUUGAGUGUGGAGGUGCAUACUUGAAGUACCUUCGUCCCCAAGAAGCUGGAUGGAAGGCAAGGGAGUUUGACAAUGAGGCUCCAUACUCCAUCAUGUUUGGACCAGACAAAUGUGGAGCUACAAAUAAAGUACACUUCAUUUACAAACAUAAGAAUCCCAAGUCUGGGGAGUAUGUUGAGCACCAUCUCAAGUACCCUCCGUCUGUUCCAUCUGAUAAGUUGACCCAUGUUUAUACAGCCAUUAUCAAACCCGAUAAUGAAUUGAGGAUUUUGAUCGAUGGAGAGGAGAAGAAAAAGGCAAAUCUUCUGUCCGAUGACUUUGAGCCUGCCCUCAUCCCACCUAAAACUAUUCCCGAUCCAGAUGAUAAGAAGCCUGAAGACUGGGAUGAGAGAGCCAAGAUUCCAGAUCCUGAUGCAACCAAGCCCGAAGAUUGGGAUGAGGAGGCUCCAAUGGAAAUUGAAGAUUUGGAAGCUGAAAAGCCUGAAGGUUGGUUGGAUGAUGAACCUGAGGAAAUUGAUGAUCCUGAAUCUACAAAGCCAGAUGAUUGGGAUGAUGAAGAAGAUGGAGAGUGGGAAGCACCAAAAAUUACCAAUCCCAAGUGUGAAGAGGCCCCUGGUUGUGGUGAAUGGAAGAGGCCAAUGAAGAGCAAUCCUGCUUACAAGGGAAAAUGGUAUGCCCCUAUGAUUGAUAACCCAAAUUAUAAGGGUAUCUGGAAGCCGCAACAGAUUCCCAACCCAGAAUACUUUGAGUUGGAGAGGCCCAAUUUGGAACCAAUUGCUGCUAUAGGCAUUGAAAUCUGGACAAUGCAAGAUGGGAUUUUGUUCGACAACAUACUAAUUGCAUUUGAUGAGAAGGUCGCAGAGGAGUUCAAAGAGAAAACAUGGAAGGGGAAAUUUAGCAUCGAAAAAGAAAAACAGAAAGAGGAAGAUGCUGAAGAUACUUUACCAGGGGAACUCACUGGUUAUCAGAAGAAGGUAUUUGAGAUUUUGUACAGCGUAGCAAACCUUUCAUUCUUGUCCGCCUACAAGUUAAAGAUUCUUGAUUUACUUGAGCAAGCUGAAAAGAAACCAAAUUUGACGAUUGGCAUUUUGGUGUCCGUUUUUGUGGUUAUCUUGACAAUAUUGUUCAAGAUUCUCUUUGGUGGGAAGAAACCACAGGUGGUCAAGGCAGCAGAGAAAAAAGACGAGCCUCCACAGGAGGAGGCUUCUGCUUCUGAAGACAAAGUAGGUUCAGAGAAUGUGGCAGAGAAAGAGAAAUCUGGAAGUGGAAGUGGAAGUGAAAAUGAAAUAGGAGAGGAAGGAGCAGCUCCUCGCCAAAGGAGAUCUAGGCGUGAGACGUAAGAUGCUUGGUGUGGAGUAAUUUUUUUGACAGCACUGUUCAGUGCUUGUAGUGAACCAAUCCGAGCGCAUGUCACAGUGCUCGUAGUGAACAUGUCUGUCAUUAACUUCUGUUUUUAUAUGUAACUGAGGGACACAGUAGAAGGAGCGCUCACAUAAUCUGCAUUCAUAGAGCUUUAGUUGGAGGAGUCAGAUAACAUUUUUCCCGAGAAAUCAUUAAUUAUUGGAAUUAUAUUGAAAUUGCAGUUUUUUAUAAUUAACUGAAUUUAACGUGUAGUUCUCAGAAGCUUCA